Molecule: messenger RNA, 996 nt
Organism: Didymosphaeria variabile
Lineage: Eukaryota; Fungi; Ascomycota; Dothideomycetes; Pleosporales; Didymosphaeriaceae
Gene: CHS7
Product: Chitin synthase, class 7
Exons: 2
Coding region: 1-996 (331 amino acids)
Biological process (GO): protein folding
Cellular component (GO): endoplasmic reticulum membrane
Source: RefSeq, a predicted model, not a curated record
AUGGGCUUCGGCGACUUCACGACGAUAUGCAAGCAGGUGUCGAUACCGUUGUGCGCCCUGGUCGGUCACCAGGACAUCAGCGGUAGCCGUGGUAUCCAGGCCGACUGCUACUCGCGCUCCCUGAUGCUGGCCAACACGCUCAUCUUCCAAGCCGCCAACGACUUCAUGCACAUUCUCGCCCUCGUCAUGACGGUCGUCAUGAUCAUACACGUGCGAUCUAAGUUCACUGCUGUUGGCCGCAAGGAGAUCACGUCUUUCUUCUACAUCUACAUGGCCCUGACCGUCAUAUCGCUCGUCCUCGAUGCCGGCGUCACCCCGCCCGGCUCCGCUUCGUAUCCAUACUUCGCAGCCGCGCAAAACGGCCUCGUCUCCGCCCUCUGCACCUGUCUGUUGAUCAACGGCUUCGUCGGCUUCCAGCUUUACGAAGAUGGCACAACUCUCUCCGUCUGGCUGCUGCGCCUCUGCUCGCUCGCAAUGUUCGUUGUGUCCGGCGCCGUGUCUCUACUCACCUUCAAGGACUGGGCUGGUCUGAGUCACGAGAACCCCGUCGGCGUUUUCGUCAUCACGUACAUUAUUAACGCCAUUAUGCUGUUCGUCUACCUGUCUAGCCAGAUCCUCCUUGUCGUUGGAACACUCGAGGACCGCUGGCCUUUGGGCGACAUCACCUUUGGGGUCUUCUUCUUCGUCCUUGGACAGGUUAUCCUGUACGUCUUCAGCAAGACCAUAUGUGAAGGCGCUCAGCAUUAUUUGGACGGCCUCUUCGUUGCCACCAUCUGCAACCUGCUCGCCGUCAUGAUGGUCUACAAGUACUGGGACUCAAUCACACGAGAAGAUCUCGAAUUCUCCGUCGGCGUCAAGGCACACAACUGGGAGGUCAAGGACCUUCUGCCAGAAGAGGACAAGCGAGGCACCAUCUACAACGAGUCUGAAUACGCUCCGUCCGUCUAUCAGCAGCCGUACACUCGCGCAUCGCACUAUUCGGCCGUUGGUCACUAG